AUGGAUUAUAUUUUACCACAGACGAGGUAUAUGAACCUCGACUGUAAUUUUACAAAGAAAGUACAUAUCAAAAUACUAUUGAAAUAACUAUUAAAUUUAUUUUAGAAAUAAAAUUUUGCUUCAGUAAUUUGUAUCGAUAUGAAAUAUAAUUAUUUAUUUAUUUUUAUUUUAUAUUGCAGCAGAAGUAAACCUGUUAUUAUUUUUUUCUUGAAUUAAUUAAAUAGAUGUUAGUAUUAAUUAAUAAAUGUUAUUCUUUAUUAUUAUGAUCUUUCAUAAAUCAUUCGUAUCAUAUUUCUUUUCAUUCUUAUCUACAACUCACAUUUUCGCGCUCAAUAAUUUACGAAACACCUUGUAUAAACGAUAAGCAUUAGCAAAUUUUACGUCGCCAAUAUACAGUAGAACUGAGAUGAUCCAGAUGUUGAAUGGAAUGAUGUCGUAUCAUAUUACUACUAAAAUGGUACAAAGUAAAAAGCUAAUUAAAUUUCCAUUUGCAUGCAAGCUAUUUAAAAAUAACGGCAAUCUUAAUUUGAAUAAUAUUAGAUCAAUAAGUUCAUGGUGGGAUAACGUAGAAAUGGGUCCACCAGAUCCAAUAUUCAGUCUUACAGAGAGAUUUAAAGCAGAUACACACCCAAAUAAAGUUAAUUUAGGAGUUGGUGCUUAUCGAGAUGAUGAAACUAAACCAUUUAUUUUGCCAAGUGUAAAAAAGGCAGAAGAAAAAAUUAGAAGUAAAAAUAUGGAUAAAGAAUAUUCUGCAAUUGCAGGAAAUGCAGAAUUUUGUAAACAAAGCAUUUUGUUAGCACUUGGUGAACACAGUAAUAUUGUUAAAGAAGGUUUGACUACUACUGUUCAAACAAUUUCUGGUACAGGAGGGCUUUGUGUUGGAGGACUUUUUUUGUCAUAUUAUUUUAGUGGCAAUAAAGAAAUAUAUUUACCAGUACCUACAUGGGGAAAUCAUACUCCUGUAUUUACAUUAUGUAGACUUCCAGUAAAACAGUAUCGUUAUUAUGAUCCAAAAACAUGUGGAUUGGAUCAUAAAGGUCUUUUAGAAGACUUAUCUAAAAUUCCAGAUAAAUCCAUUAUUCUUCUUCAUGCAUGUGCUCAUAAUCCUACUGGUGUUGAUCCUAAACCAGAACAAUGGAAAGAGUUAGCAGAAUUAGUAAAGAAAAAAAAACAUUUUCCCUUUUUUGACAUGGCAUAUCAAGGUUUUGCUACAGGUAGUCUAGAAAAAGAUGCUUUUGGUUUAAGACAUUUUGUAGAAGAAGGAAUUCAACUUGCUCUGACCCAAUCAUAUUCUAAGAAUAUGGGUUUAUAUGGUGAACGUAUAGGAGCAUUUUCAAUGGUUUGUGCUACCAAGGAUGAAGCAAAUCGUGUUUUUUCGCAAUUGAAACGUAUAAUUAGACCAAUGUUUUCUAAUCCUCCAAUUCAUGGUGCCAGAAUUGUUUGUGAAAUCUUAAAAGAUACCCAAUUGACGGACCAAUGGAUGAUUGAUAUAAAAACAAUGGCUAAUCGUAUUAUAUCUGUACGCCAAAAGUUAGUUGAUGACCUUAAAAAGGCGGGUAGUGUCCGUAAUUGGAAACAUAUUACAGACCAAAUUGGAAUGUUUUGUUUUACUGGUCUUAAACCUGAUCAGGUAGAAAAGCUUAUAAAUGAUCAUCACAUAUAUUUGACAAAGGAUGGUAGAAUAUCUAUGGCAGGUGUAACAUCAAAAAAUGUGGAAUACAUUGCAAAAUCUAUACACGAUGUUUCAAAAUAGUUGAACAUUUCUACAAGUUUUUAAGAAUCUGUAUUAAAUCCCGUCUUUAAUCUCUAAAUACGUUAUAUACAUAAGCAGUAUGAAGAUAUAUUUUAUAUCAAAUGCAUUUACUCUCGCAUGUUAUUUUUAUAAGAGCACUCUGCAGGCAGUGUACUACAUAUUAAUGAUGAUGCACUAAUAUGUAACUAUAGUAUAAUAAUUUUUAUAUUAUGUAUACUUCUAUCGUUAAAAAAUAUAUAUAAAUAAAAACUGUUAAGAAAUUAAUAUAAAA
Heterotrigona itama is the source of this 2024-nucleotide messenger RNA. The record is from the annotation of a GenBank genome assembly. NCBI's taxonomy places the organism in Eukaryota, Metazoa, Arthropoda, Insecta, Hymenoptera, Apidae.